This is a messenger RNA of Carassius auratus (goldfish), 797 nucleotides long. RefSeq names its product syntaxin-binding protein 6-like. The transcript is spliced from 5 exons. Gene Ontology annotation, cellular component: plasma membrane; exocyst. Gene Ontology annotation, biological process: exocytosis; Golgi to plasma membrane transport. The record is from RefSeq and is a predicted model, not a curated record. Bases 143 to 787 code for a protein of 214 amino acids. Gene Ontology annotation, molecular function: phosphatidylinositol-4,5-bisphosphate binding. NCBI's taxonomy places the organism in Eukaryota, Metazoa, Chordata, Actinopteri, Cypriniformes, Cyprinidae.
GCCGCUAAACUAGACAGCAUGUUUGAGCUCAGUUGACUCAGACGCCUCUAUGAUCCCUAAAGUGCUCUCUCAGGAGUCAGCUCAGUCGGAUAUAGCACACAGCCUGCGGGUUUUCUGCGGGGCUUGUCUCUCGUGAGAUGAGAUGCGGGAUAAAGAUGGCUUGAGGCGCAGACACAGACAGUUUUCACCGCUCUUCGAGGCUCGAGGGAGAAGAAAGCUUCAGGAAGGAGAAGGCAUUGUGAAGAUGAGCUUUCAGUCAGCCAUCAGCCGUGAGAUUUUUGUCCCAAGAGAUGAAAAGGUACUGGUAGCCAUCGAGGUGAGGAGGAGGAUGAAGAGGAAAGCACUGUCCUUCCUCAAUGCAGGUCGCAAGCGGGACUACCUAACCUACCUCUGCCUAUCAGUUACCAACAGCAGACCAGCUCAAGUCCUCAUUACUAAAGUUAAGAGGUUUCGAGGCACAAGACAGCUUGCUGAAAGGUCUCAGUGGUCCGUGGAGCAGCUGCGGCAGGUCAAUGGCAUCAACCCCAAUAAGGACACUCCUGAGUUCGACUUAGUGUUCGACCGCACCACUGAUCAAUGGAUGGCCAGCUCAGCUGCAGAGAAAUGCAUGUUUGUGCAGGUUCUGUACCACGCUUGUCAAAACUACUGGGAGGCCAAGCUUGCUCAAGCCAGCGCAGCAUCCCCUGCAGACCAGAAGACCCCGGGAGCAACGGAGAACAAGAAGAGCCCUGGAGCUCCGAGCCAAACUAGCUUUGUCAACUGUCAGCAGAAGCUAAUGGGAGAAUGAAGAACAGUGU